Messenger RNA from Podarcis lilfordi (Lilford's wall lizard), 13818 nucleotides. NCBI's taxonomy places the organism in Eukaryota, Metazoa, Chordata, Lepidosauria, Squamata, Lacertidae. The record is from the annotation of a GenBank genome assembly.
CGGGCAGCUGCCGGUCACGUGUCGGCGGCUUCAGCCGAGGAGGGAGGGGAAAGGGGGUCCGUAUCACGUGGGAAGGUCGAGCGGAGGGUCACGUGGCGCGAGAGAUGGCGACCCCGGCGGAGCGAGAGGCGGGCCGCGGCGCCGAGGAGGCGUUUCUCACUUUCUACACGGAGGUGCGGAGUCCCUGGGCCCCUUUCCCCCCCCUUGCGCUUCGAGGCCCCCCGCUUUCCCUCGCCCUCCUCGGGCCUUGGCGCUGGCUAGGCCGCGGGGGGAGAUCCACAAGGCGCUCCCUCCCUUCGUGGCCUCUUCCUUUGGGGCUCCCUGCGACUCCUGUCCCGCGAGGCCUUUCCCUCUGCCGUUCCCACCUCACCCCCCCCCCGCUCCCUGGGGCGGAGGGGCCCAUUUAUGGGUGUUACUGCGGGGUGCAUGACUAGAGCAUCGGCGGUUCCCCAGGGCCUCUCUUGAACCCCCCCCCCCGACUGUCCUGGCUAUGGCUGCCUGGGGUUGCCAAUCUGGUGUUUUUGCGGGGACCCCGGGGAGGGUCUUUAAUGGUGAAGGAAGGGGCAGAGGGACCCAUUCCUCAUCUGGUGUGCAUGCAGGGCCGGAUUUAGGUUUGAUGAGACCCUAAGCUAUUGAAGGUAAUGGGGCCUUUUAUAUGUCCAGCUGUCCUUUGUCAACAACAAAUAGUCGCAGUUUUUUGUGUUGAAUACAGCCAUACAUCAUGUUAUGUUUGCUUCACCUUACGUUUUUUCAGGUUGCAUCCCGUGGUACCGGAAAGGGUUACUUCCGGGUUUUGCUGCUUGCGCAUGCACAGUAGUGCUAAAUCGCGCUUCGCGCAUGCGCACAAGCACCAAAUCACGCCACGCACCUGCACAGAUAUGGCGCUUCAGGUUGCGGGCUCUUCAGGUUGCGAACGGGCCUCUGGAAUGGAUCCCGUUCGCAACCAGAGGUACCACUGUAUAUGCUAUAUGGUAAUUUAUGGACCUAAUAAAUAUCUAAAGCCAUUUGCACAUGUUGCCAUGAAACCAGUCCAUGAUGCAGAAUGUAGUCACCCUAUAUAUAGAAAUGAGCACCCAGUGAUAUUUUAGGGAGCAGGCUAGCAGGCGGGGCCCAUUACUUGCAUCAUAAGAGCUACACAACACAAAAGACUGUUGCUGUAUGUAGGUCUUAUUUGUUUUUUAACUUGUAUUUUGGAAAUGUACAUCCAGGUUUUUUUUCUUUACAUUUUUGGGGGGCCCCAAGAGAGUGGGGCCCUAAGCUGUAUAGCUUGUUUAGCUUAUAUGUAAAUCCGGCGCUGUGUGCAUGGAGUUGUUGUUACAGUAUUAAUUGAAUUUAUAUACCGCCCUAUACCCUCAGGUCUCAGGGCGGUUCGCAGGAUAAAAUCAGAAUAUAAAACUGCAAAGUGCAUAAUCAAAAUAACAGCAGCAACCACAACCCAGUAUAACACCCCUCAACACAUUUAAAAAGGGCAUACUGAGGCCAUCACAUACUUUGUUAACUACAGGGCUUUCUUAAAAGUGGCUGUAGUCCUAUUUCUGCUUAUCUGGGACCGCUAACCCACCGCCCUGUGGAUAAGACACAUUGACUCACACUGCAGGGCUUGUUGGGUGUUAUUUACUUGCAUCCUGCCUUUCUCCCCAAGUGGGGGAUCUGAGGCAGUUUGCAACAUUUAAAAGCAGCGUUUAUUAAAUUACAGUAUAAUAACCAUAAGUUGCACAAAACUGAUAAUUAAAAUAACAUCUCUGUGUAUGUAAAUGCAGCAGUUAAAAUAUUAUUUGUCCUGGCAGCAGCUUGAAGAUCAGCACAGUCUGUACGGGAGCCUGGGGCCCAAGCCCAAUAGGGCUUAGGUCAGAACUAUUAUUUUGAGUUGUGUCCAGAAAUGGACCAGUAGCCAGUGAAGUUAUUUUAACAGGGGAGUAACAUGUUCCCUGUAACCCAGGCAUAGGCAAACUCGGCCCUCCAGGUGUUUUGGGGAUUACAACUCCCAUCAUCUCUAGCUAACAGGACCAGUGAUCAGGGAUGAUGGGAAUUGUAGUCCAAAACAUAUGGAGGGCCAAAGGUUGGGGAUGCCUGGUUUAAUGUAUCCAUCCUGUGUAAAGUCUUCUAAGUGACUAACAGUUGUCGGUGCACACCUGGAAUAAUUAAUGCAGCUGCAGUUGUGUGCCCUCUGGAAUUUGAUACCUCAUAGUCCGAUCCACAUGUUUGAGUACUGGCACUUACUUGGUGCAGGAUUGUACCAUAUGAUUUCAAUGUGCAAAUGCAGAAACUGGUAUCGGGCACAGAAAUCGUCAUUCAGAGAAUAUCAGCCUUCAUUAUAAUAAAUGUCUAUACCAUGGUUCAGUUAGUCAUUCGGCAGCACCUGAUGCUGUAACAUUGCAGAAGCCAAGCAGGUAUGGUAGACCUGGUUAACUCCUUUAAUGGGAGACUUCUUGGAACCUCAUGUAAGAGCAGGAUGAAAUAAUGAUAAUAAUAUAUACACUCAAAAGAAAGCCUAUACUAUAUCACUGAAUUCACAAACCAGUAUCCAUCUCCUUUAUUUUGAAACCUGUUGCACUACAAAUAUGGUUCUGGCAUGCACCAUAUAUUAUUCACACAUCUGGAAAAUAUUUUUUUUUCCAGCAAUGUAAUUUGUUUUGAGGAAGGGACAGGGAAGACAGUUUGUACCAGUUUUCCCUGAAGUACCCCAUACUGCCUCUCAUGUUGCUGCAAAGGUCUCCUGACCCUCCGGGGCAGCUGUUCAGGUGGCAGGGGCUUGCUGGAGGAGGAGGGAUCAGUCAAAAUUGCUUUCUACUCCUUCCAGCAUGAGCAACACUUCUCUGAGUGCAUCACUGAAUCCAACCCAUAAUGAUGCUUUCCUCUUGGGCUCUGAAGAUAACCUUUAUUUACAGAUGUUCCUUUCAACAUAUGUUUUAAUAAUGUACAGUUUUAAUAAUUGAUGGCUGUUUAAUUUCUGCAGGUGAAACAAAUAGAAAAGCGGGACUCUGUUCUAACGUCAAAAAACCAGAUUGAGAGGCUUACUAGACCUGGAUCAUCCUAUUUCAAUCUGAAUCCAUUUGAGGUAAGUCCAAGCACAUUUUCAUUCAUACGAUUUUUUUUACAGCUGUUAAUUUGUUUAUUGUGUGAUUGACAGUCAUACUCAGUUCAUAGCUAGCACUUUCUUUAAGGCAGAUGGAAGCUGCAAUGUCAUACUUGUCUCUUGAGUUUGCACCUGCAAAGAGUACCUGCCACAAAGUGUUGCAGUGUAGAGUGCUCUUGUUCAGAUGUUUUAUUUAUGAUUUUCAGAUAUACACAUUUCAAUAGUUUUACAAUCAUUUUAACAUUUCAUAACUCGACUUACUCCUCUUUCUGUCCUAAAUUUGCAAAUUUCUUUUAAUAUCUUCCCAGGUUUUUACAUAAUUAUCUUUAUGCAGAUUUAUAUUAUUUGCUGUUAACCAUACACCUAGAUACUUAACCUUCCUUUCAGUCUUUAGACCUGACACAUCUUGUAAUUUAUUUUAACUCUCAUCAUUCAUGUUUUUUACCAUGAGUUUGGUUUUGUCUUUAUUAAUCUUAAGACUUGCUACAUCUCCAGUUUUUAAAUCUCUUGUAAUACUUUUGGGAUUGACUCUAUUGGUUCUACAGAUAUCACCACGUCAUCUGCAAAUGCUUUUAAUUUAAUAUUGUCUCUGUCCCACUCUUAUACCUUUAAUUUUUUUUAUUACAUCUUAUUAUUUGCGCCUGCCAGCCAUGCUGUUUUCUAGGAUACUCCAUUCCAUUCUCCGCUCUGCCCUGGUUUCCCCCACACACACACACACAUAUACAAGAUGGGUGACACCUGGCUUGAGAGCAGUACAUGUGAAAAGGAUCUAGGAGUCUUGGUUGACCACAAACUUGGCAUGAGCCAACAGUGUGAUGCGGCAGCUAAAAAAGCCAAUGCAAUUCUGGGCUGCAUCAAUAGGAGUAUAGCAUCUAGAUCAAGGGAAGUAAUAGUGCCACUGUAUUCUGCUCUGGUCAGACCUCACCUGGAGUACUGUGUCCAGUUCUGGGCACCACAGUUCAAGAAGGACACUGACAAACUGGAACGUGUCCAGAGGAGGGCAACCAAAAUGGUCAAAAGCCUGGAAACGAUGCCUUAUGAGGAACGGCUAAGGGAGCUGGGCAUGUUUAGCCUGGAGAAGAGGAGGUUAAGGGGUGAUAUGAUAGCCAUGUUCAAAUAUGUAAAAGGAUGUCACAUAGAGGAGGGAGAAAGGUUGUUUUCUGCUGCUCCAGAGAAGCGGACAUGGAGCAAUGGAUCCAAACUACAAGAAAGAAGAUUCCACCUAAACAUUAGGAAGAACUUCCUGACAGUAAGAGCUGUUUGACAGUGGAAUUUGCUGCCAAGGAGUGUGGUGGAGUCUCCUUCUUUGGAGGUCUUUAAGCAGAGGCUUGACAACCAUAUGUCAGGAGUGCUCUGAUGGUGUUUCCUGCUUGGAGGGGGUUGGACUCGAUGGCCCUUGUGGUCUCUUCCAACUCUAUGAUUCUAUGAUAUCCAUAGCCAGUGAACAUUCAAUGGUCACUGGGCUGUUUGGGGACUUUUUCACCUAAGCCCCCUGACCCAAGGUUUUAUAUUUUUGCAAACAUUGUUUUCUGAGCCUGUUGGUGUCUACCUCUUAAACAUGGAUGAUGUGGGCUACAUAUCUGUCAUCACCUGGAAAAUGAGUUUAUUUGUAUAUAGGAUUUUAUGAGGCAGUCCUCUUUCAAGGAAGCCACUUCUGUCAGUUUCUCAGUCUGUGUACCAAAGAAAAAAAUGCUCAUUUAGGCACACACAGGCCUAGAUCCAGUUGCAUAACCAAAGAUGUAAGCUUGGGAAAGAGCAUGAGUUUUGGCAUGACAUGUUAUCACAGCCUCGUCUGCUGGAGUGUAACCCUUCUGCUGAAGAAAGUUUUAUGUAGUUUCCAGAUUGCAGAAAGGCUCAGAAUGUAGCUGCUUAUGAUGAUGUUACUUUGGUCUCUUCCAGGUGUUGCAGUUGGACCCUGAAGUUACAGAUGAGGAGAUAAAGAAGAGAUUCCGUCAGGUACAUGCCUCUGUUGUUAUUUUUGUAAUACAAAGAGCCUUGGAGCAAAUCAUGUGAGGAGAGGGGAAAGUACCGUAUUUUUCGCUCUAUAACACGCACCUGACCAUAACACGCACAUAGUUUUUAGAGGAGAAAAAUCCGUAGGCAUGCCACCCGUAGGCAUUCCCUUCAUAACACGCACAGACAUUUCCCCUUACUUUCUGGGAGGAAAAAAGUGAGUGUUAUGGUGCAAAAAAUACGGUACUUCUCCUUCAAAGACAAUGGCUACUAUAUUAGCCAGGAUAUGGCAGAAGUAGGAGGAAAAGUGUUCUCCCCUAGUAUUUGCAGACAAACAACAAUGGCUUUGAAGUUGGAUAUGAGCUUCCCCUAGAAAAACUUGGGGUUUGUUUUCCCAGAAUGUAAACUUGGUGGCAUAAUUAUACCCAAAUUUUGUUUCAUGUCCUACUGGUUACUAGGUAACCUGUAUGUUCAUAUACACAUGCCUAGCCAGAGUAUUUGUUAGAGAACUAGUUAUUUAACAGUUUAUUUAUUUUUACUACUACAGUGGUACCUUGGUUCUCAAAUUUAGUCCAUUCCAAAACCAAAGCGUUCCAAAACCAAGGCAUGCGUUCCCAUAGAAAGUAAUGCAAAAUGGAUUAAUCUGUUCCAGACUUUUAAAAACAACCCCUAAAACAGCAAUUUAACAUGAAUUUUACUAUCUAACGAGACCAUUGAUCCAUAAAAUGAAAGCAAUAAACUGUGUAUUGCAGUCACACAAUUAAUCAGUAGCUGAACUGGGUUCCACACAGUCACAAAAACAAAAAAAAAGAGCCACAAAAACAAAAAACGCAAAAUAAAUAGCAAAAACAGACAGACCUCAGAGUAAUACCCAAAAAGGAAGCGUGGCACUCAAAUCAGAAGUGUGACACUCAAAAUGGAACACGUUCAGCUCCUGAGAAAAGUUCGCAAACCAGAACACUUACUUCCAGGUUUGCAGUGUUUGGGUUCCAAGUUGUUUGAGUACCAAGGCAGAACCAAGGUACCACUGUAUUUGUUUGGGAUGUGCCAUGUGUCAUAGGUUGGGACUGUGCAAGUAACCCUGAAGCCCCAUCUCCACCGCUGUUCUAAGUCCUUGAGCACUGGAAGUUCAGUUCUGACUUAGGUUGUAUCAGAGACUACUCAUUUUUGCAAGCUAUCUCUUCCAACUAAAUAGUAUGGAAGUUGUGUGUGUUGUUUUGUUUUAUUUGAAAUUGAAGCUGAGACUCUCAAAAUGCCAAAUUUUGUACCAGGUAACAAGUCCUGGUCUUGCACUGUGAAAUCACAGAUGUGAAUACUUUGGUGUUGUUUUUUUAUUCACAGUUUGAAUAAAUUGCAGGGGAGCAAGAUUUGAGGGCCCUCUAGGAAAUUAGUUUGCCCUAACUGAAUAUCUAUACAAAGAGUCACAGUAUUAAGGUCCACAAAUCUGUAGUUAUUUGGGGUGGGUUUCUUCAUUUGAUCUACUCAGCUGCUUUGCUGAGAUUGGGGAGGCCUGGGAAUCCAGAUGAAGGGCUUAUUCCAAAAAGAGGAGAAUGAGUGGCAAAUGUUUGGUGCCAUUUUAUUAAUAAACAAGGCAGAGAAGCGAAAGCAGAGCAUUCUGUUAUGGGUAGCCCUGUGAUAACAGCACACCUUUUGAUAAAAGUACAUUUUUACUCUGUCUUUUACAGUUAUCCAUAUUGGUGCAUCCCGACAAAAACCAAGAUGAUCCUGAAAGGGCACAGAAGGCAUUUGAAGGUACCUCGCUGAUUUUCCUGUGUUUCCAAAGCUCCAGAUGGUAGCAUUGCACCAAAUGAAUGCGGUUGGGUUUGAUGCUAGAGCUUGGAAAGAGAGCUGCCUACUGCUGCUCUGUUGGAUCUCUGGAAAUAAACACGGCUUAGUGUUUUCUCAAGCUCUGAUCGCAUAAGCAGUGUAGACCAUUCAAGUUAUGUUGAGUGUGCUGAUAGAAAUGUUUGGUUUGUCAGCUGUCGACAAAGCAUACAAGUUGUUGCUGGACCAGGAACAAAAGAAGAGGGCCUUGGACGUGAUACAGGCUGGAAAGGAAUAUGUAGAGCACAUUGUAAGUACCGUGGGUGUGUGACAGCUAGCCUCUGAUUUGAGGGAGGGGAUUAAGCGACUGAGCUUGAUGCCUAGGGAGGGGGUGCAAUUUUAUGUUUGCCGAGAGCUAAAGUGUUUCCUCAUCAUAGUUCAGGUUAGAACAGAGCUUUUCUGUAUUUUAUUCAGCCAUGAUUUUGAUUUUCUGCAAAUAUAACUAGAACUGAAAUGUUAGAAAUGGGAACGGGGAGGCAUACCAAAUGUAACUAUUGGUGCUUGGAAUUUGAUGAAUGUAUAUUAUGCAGAUGAAAUCUAAUAGAUCAUUUAAACUUAUUUUGAAGCUGUCUUAUUAAAAUUCUGCUAGGAAAAAAAUGUAACUUGAAAUUUUUUGCGGAUGGGAGAUAGGAUUGAUUUAUUAUGAUACUUUCUACCAUAUAUCAUCCUAGACACAAGCUUGAGUGGAUUAUGUUUAAACAUUUACAUGUGUUUGGUGCUUUAGUUUGGCUAGGCCAUAUCCCUUCAGAGCUCUCUGCUCCCACAUUGCUCACGUUCUUGCUGUUGAAUUAGAUUGAAUUCUUGCUGUGCCACUUUACCUUUGAGUAUGUGAUGGGUGAGGAGCUUAUAGAGGCACUAGAAUGCUGCCUAAAUUUUCCAUCCUUGUCUAAAUUCCUCACUCCUCUCCUUUGUCUCCAACCAGCCCCAAAAGCAGAAUAUUGCAGAGCUAGAAAAUGAGCUUUGUUAAAAGCAAAUGGGAAACUGUUUGGGACUGAACUGGAAUCCUGUAUCAUAACCAGGGUGAAUCCAGCGGGGAUGGAGGGGGAUGCAUUUGGCCUGUGCCUAAUUUUAGAUGCUUUUCAUUUCUUUGGCGUUCAGAAUUUUUUUAAAUGUGCAUCACACACAGAUGUGACACACUCUCAACUUAGAGAUGCAUUUUUAAGCAAGUAAGAGAUGAGAUGUAGCAAAAGACAUGAUUUGUUUGUUAACUGAUAAAGAUUUUGCCACGUUAAAGAACUGUAACUUAUACAUAUGAAUAAAAAGAUAUCAGUUCUUGAUGGCACAAGAUUAGACAGAUCAGCAUGUUCUUUUAAGAUCAGGUGACUAUCAAGCCAACCAACCACCGGCUUUUUUCUAUACCUCCCUCGCCACGUAUGUCAUUAUUUUUAAAUUAUUAUUAUUAUGGCUAGGGGUCCCAAAAGCUGGAGGUGGCCUGGGACUCUAUAGACUUCUGAGAGGGCCUGACCAUAAUGACAUAUAUGUGGGAAGUAGGAGAAAGUUACAGAGUGUCCAACUUCUGUUCAGCUUGCAGUCUUUUUAGCUAGCCUACUUUAAGCAGGAUAACUAUAAACUUUUCUUUAAAAAAUAAUCCUGUAGUAUUAUCACUGAUCAUGUCUCCUUGUACUUGCAUUUUUAUAUUUUUAACUUGCAUAUCCAGGCAGUAAAAAGUAAACAAAUUCGGAAAUCAGUUUUCACUCGGGGCCCAUGACAUCAGCGCCUGUUCUGAUUGAUCUUGUGGCUGUCGGAAUGGGCCGCAGAAGUGAUAACAAGCCUAGUGCAGUUCAGACUCUGUAAGAUUUCUGUGCUCCUUACCUGUGAUACCUUUUUAGGCAAAAGAGAAAAAGAAACAGUUAAAGAAAGAAGGCAGGCCAACCAACAUAGAAGAAGAUGAUCAAGAAGUAGUAAGUUGACCAGCAGGAUAUACUUGUUUGGCAGGGCUGGGUUCUCCCAGGCCUGGGGUGUACCUCGUUGCUUUAUGAUUUGGGAGCAAUGCGCAUCUUGGAACAUCUGAGGCCUUGAGGCUGGAGGCUUGUAAACCUCCUCAGUGUCUCCUGAGUGCCUUUUGGGUCCCCUCUUACAUUUGUGGGCCCCCAGCAGACUUAACAGGUGGUGGGAUGCAACAUCACUCUUAUGAGUGCUGGACAGCCAGGCUGCUGCUAUGUAAAUUCCCCCACAGUGCUACUUGAGGGACAUCUAAAUGACAGCACUCCCAGACCUGGUGCCUGAUAUGUAUGGCCUCGUUGCCAUUAUUCUGUUAAUGUCAAUAUGUUUACCACCUGCUCACUCAGACCCAGCCACUUGGUGUGCUGGGGAGGGUUUGAAGGUGGGGACACUGUCAGGUUGCUUGGGUGCCACAGCUGUCUCAGGCUGCUGAUGCUGGGCCCAGUCUGUUUUACCAUGUUUUAAAUAUACAGUGGUGCCCCACAAGACGAAUGCCUCGCAAGACGAAAAACUCACUAGACGAAAGGGUUUUGCGUUUUUUGAGUCGUUCCGCAAGACGAAUUUCCCUAUGGGCUUGCUUCGCAAGACGAAACGUCUUGCGAGUUCUUGCGAGUUUGUUUCCUUUUUCUUAAAGCCGCUAAGCCGUUAAUAGCCGCUAAUAGCCGCUAAGCCGCUAAUAGCCGUGCUUCGCAAGACGAAAAAAACGCAAGACGAAGAGACUCGCGGAAUGGAUUAAUUUCGUCUUGCGAGGCACCACUGUACUGUGGCCAGCUUGGGAAACCUCGGCCAGCAGGUAAUAUGGAAGUAUUCCCAAUAGAUAUAUAUAUAUAUAUUUGCGAAGUCCCUGCUCGCUCUCCCUUCCUUUUCAUUAUUUGGUCCUCAUUUUACUGUUGUGUGCUGAGAUUUACUGCUUUUCACUACAGUUUUAGGGGACAGCCUUAACCAUGUCUACUCAGAGAUUGCAGCCUCUACUACUUUUCCCAAACUAUUAAAUAAUUCCAUUCUUAAGAACUUUACUACAGGGUGGCGUCUUGUAUAAACACUUGAAAGAUUAUUCUGGAAUGUGCUAGCGGCGUGAUGGGUUGGUAGAAGAUGUAGUAUUUCAAGUCCCGGCCUCUGAAGUGUCCAACUAGUGUGUGCUGCGGUGUCAUUUUUUUGUGCAUGCAGUCCUGUGGAAGGGGGUGGGGGAAGGAGUUUUGUAUAAAGCUUUUCAUUUUUCCAGGCCCAGGGGUUAUUAAAUGAAAGGUUACAUUGCAGCUGGGCCCUUGGUAUGAGUGCUAAACCUGUGUUUCUUACAGUUCAAACAAGCGGUGUACAAACAGACAAUGAAGCUCUUUGCAGAACUCGAAAUUAAAAGGAAAGAAAGAGAAGCAAAAGAAAUGCAUGAAAGGUAGGAGAAGCAGUGGGGUAUUGUGUUUGGUUUUCUUGAAGCCCAUGUAAUUAGGAAUCGUGGAGCAUGUAGGCACCAUCUGAAAUCUGAGUUGUUGGGGUUUUCCAAAAGUAGCGUCAGGGGUACUUAGGGGGAGGGAAAUGCUAUUUUAUUAAGCAUUUUUAUAACGCUUAACCCAUGGGUGGGCAAACUAAGGCCCAGGGGCCAGCUCCGGCCCAAUCGCCUUCUAAAUCCGGCUCGCGGACAGUCCAGGAAUCAAUGUGUUUUUACAUGAGUAGAAUGUGUCCUUUUAUUUAAAAUGCAUCUCUGGGUUAUUUGUGGGGCAUAGGAAUUUGUUCAUCCCCCCCCCCAAAAAAAAUAUAGUCCAGCCCCCCACAAGGUCUGAGAGACAGUGGCCCGGCCCCCUGCUGAAAAAGUUUGCUGAUCCCUGGCUUAACCCAAUGAGCAGCUUUACACAUGCUCCCAGAGAGACAGCUAUGUUAAAUCUGUUGCAAGAAACAUAACAAAGAGGCUUUUGACACCUUAAAAAGAACCCUAAUACAUCUUAUUGUUGUGUAAUAAGAAUGUGUGGUCUAGAACCUACUUCAUCAGAUGCAUGAACAGUUACCCUCAGUUAAUUUUUUUCUUGUGUGUGUAUAUAAAUAUAUAUCACACACAUACACCUACCUUUGUGUUUGAAAUUGAAAAAAUGGCCAAGAAAUACAACACAAUUCUACAGAAAGCUUAAACGUAUACAAGACAGGCAUGGUGACCAUUUAUGAACAGCUGUAAAUAGGUGAUAGCAUAGCAUGCUAUAAUGUGAGUGGUUCAGAAAUCUUCCAAGAUAAAAUAUGCCAAAACUAGGAAAUAGUUUUGAUUAGGAUUCAUUAUAAAAUAAAUAAUUCUAUGCCUGUAUGCAUGAGCCCAUACCACAAUAAAUCUCUUAUUAUUUAAGUUGCCACAAGAUGUUUUGUUUAGCUUAUGAUGUAUGUUACAUUAAGGGAUUGAAUACUUGUCUUACGCAGCCCUCUGAGCUGUAUUGUGGAGCAGGGAUUUGAAUUCACCUAAUACAUGACCAAAAGCAGUGCUCUGCCCACUUAUACCACAAACUUAAGUUUUGUAGGAGAAAAAGUAUUGCACUACAUAAGUUAUUUGCAAGGUGAUGAGGUGGGUUGCAGUGUGUCUCAUGUACUGGAAAAAGUAAUAAUCUAGGAUGACUAGAAGAAAAUACAUAAUUUAGGUAUACUGUAUGAGAAAAGAGCUCUUGCAUUGUAAUAUCGAGAUUGGAGCUCCAGGUGGCAGUCUUUGUUUUACAAGGCUUGCAGGCUGAGACAUCAGUUAAUGUGCUUUCUGCCCUUUUCUUUGCUCUGAAGCCAGGUUUAUUUUUGUACUAAGUGCAUCUCCUCUGGGCGGGUCCAAGUCCUGCAUUUUAUUUUGGGCCCCAGCACUCUGCACCCAAGGCCCUUUUCAUUGCAGCAAGCGUUAAAAUAUGCCAGAUUUCAACCCAUUUUCAAAAGUGUCAUCUUAUAGCAGGAACAAGCUGUUCCAAAGGGCUUUAUCCAAGACAGUGUGGGUGGCUUGCCAUAUAGAAGCCUAAUGUAAUAUUUGCUAAAUUUGUACCCUGUCCUCUGCCAAGAAUUUGGUAUGGGCAAUACGCUGUUUCAUUUUCAGAGGCACACACUUAAAUUUAAAAGGUGGUGGUGAGGAGAUACAUGGAUGGUCAUAGCAUAGAGAUGUGGAUAUACUGAGGAAUCUCUGGCUCUCCAGAUGAUGUUGGGCUCUUGACUUCCACCAGCCCCAGCCAGCAUGGCCAAUGGCAAGGGAUGAUGGGAGUCAUAUACACAAAUAGGACUCCUUUCCCAGAUUUCUCCCAUCUGUUCUGUCUCCUGUAUCCUUGUCGAGGGAAACAUCCAGCUGAUCUCCCUUAACUCAUCCUGUCUCCUUGCUGAGCAACGCUGAUCCUUAAUCUAGUCCUGGUCCCCAUUACUCACAGGGAAUGCAAUGCUAAUUUUUCUCCCUGGCUCUUAUUCUAGGAAGCGGCAACGAGAAGAAGAAAUAGAGGCUCAAGAGAAAGCCAAGCGUGAGCGAGAGUGGCAGAAGAAUUUUGAGGUAAUUGUUAUUUGCAGCUUUGGCUGUCCCAUCAGCAUUUUAGCAGUCUAAUCUCAAAGCACACUUAUUCUCUAGUAAGUCCCACUGAUUUCAGUCAGGCUUGUGAGCAAAUGUGCUUAGGAUUGUGCUUCAAGGCUUGUGUUGAAAGGGUUAUUAUACAUAUGUGUGUAUAUAUGUAUGUAUGUAUGUACGCAUGCCUACCUACAUAUACUGCCCUUUUUACCAAAGUGCACAGCUUUGUUCUGGAUACUCCCAGCAUUCCCUGCAGAUUCAGAUAUUAAUUCUAGAAGCAAAGGAACACCCACCAGGGUGCCUCAAAAACCGUAUAGUUUAGUUUUUCUUUUGCAUAUGAAGCUGUCAUGUCUGGCAGUGGCUUUCCAAACUCUUAGCCUGAUGUCCCUUUCCCAUCCCUGGUAGCUGAAAUCCUGUUAACUUGAGAUAGCAUGUACUGAAACAAGAGCCUUUGACUCCAGAGCAUGUGCUCUGCCACUGAGCUGUGGUUCCUCCCCAUACAUUCCCCCCGCUCGUUAUAUGGCUUUUCUGUUCUUCCCACAAGCCCUAGCUGUUGUUACUAAGACAGACUGCUACAAAAUCUCUUCCACCAACUCGCCCUUUUAGUGCUUUGAAGCCCUUUCCCUGCUUCUGGCGACUUGCGCUCCUUGAAAGGCGUCUCAGGAAACGCUUCCCUUUUGAUAUAAACAGGAAAGGACACUCUGGCGUCAUGGCACUUGCUUCUUGUUUACACUCUCAUCUUCCUCAUACGUAGGAAAGUCGGGAUGGACGUGUGGACAGCUGGAGAAAUUUCCAGGCAAAUACAAAAGGGAAGAAAGAGAAGAAAAACAGAACCUUCUUGAGGCCCCCCAAGGUGAAGAUGGAGCAGCGUGAAUGAGCCUGGCUUUGUCAGACUCCAGCGGACAAUCCCAUUACCGUCACGUUGAACCCUUUCUUGCUUUUCCAGUAGGAUCUUUGUUUUCAGUAUGAUUGAAUCUUGGUCAAAGUAUUUACUGUCUCCUGCCCAUUUGCCCUGAGGUUCAUGAUGUGAUGUCCAGGGCCAAGCCUACUGCACUUAGAACACUUGGCUAACUUAGGAAGACCCCCACCAUAACUGCUGUUGCAUUUCCUCAUAGUCCCUGUAAUUUAAUGUUCUGUAUUCCAAGGAUGUUGCUGUUCAAAUCGUCGUUAGGCCUAACUUGUGAGUGUCCAGCUAAGGCAGAUGCUGGAGAAUCUGAUGCCUGGUGACUCCCUUGUUCACCUAGGCCGGUUGUCAUGUUUCUGUCUGCAUCAGUUUCCACUGUCAGUAGUGAAAAUUGGAGCCUGCCAUGGAGAUGGAUAGCUGGACUUUGCAAAAGUUCCCAACUCAGCUGCAUGGAGCUGAACGUACGCCCCAGCUGUGACUUGCAGCUUGGCAACUCCUUUCUUCCAGGAUUGCAGAUGAGUUAACUGGCCAACUAGACUACCAGACCCUGCCCCUUGUAAAUAAAAAGUCUUGCAUUGAAUAUGCAGUUAGUGGCAAUGUUCAGUAUGUAAAAUAAAUUUUUACCCAAAA